GGGUUUAGGGUUUUAACCUAAUAAAAAAUAUCCAUUCAUUCUACUUGUUCAAAUUUGGCUCCACCGCCCCAAACCUAAACUGAGAAUCGCCUCCAUCCUCUGUGUAUCGACUAGUGCUCUCCACAACCGUCUCUCCUUCACUUCUUCGAUCAAAAGCUUCAAUGGUUGUUAAAGGCAAAAAGUUACAGAAGAAACCAAGCAGAAAGGAGCAAAGUAAGGAGUUUCUUUCUGUCAAGAGCAAAAAGAAAAAUGAUAUUUUGAGCGAGUCUGAUAUGGAAGACGAAGAAAUGGAGGAACAACAAAGUCUUGAUGGUGAUGGAGGGAAUUCUGGGUCUGAUUUGUCGUCCGAUGGGGAUGACACAUUUGCUGGCGAUGUUUUACAAGGCAGUGACGACGAAGAGAAGGGGUCAGGUUCAGAUUCGGAUUUGGAUUCUGAUGAUUCUGAUGUCGAGAAGAAAUCUAGGGCCAUUGACGAUGAGAAGGAGAGAGAAGAAAAAGAGGCUCUAGAUGAACUGCAGCUUAACAUCAAAGAACAACCUGAUGAGUUUCGAUUGCCCACACAAGAGGAACUUGAAGAGGAGGCUCGUGGACCCCCUGAUCUCACUGGUCUUAAACAAAGAAUAAAAGAGGUUGUUCGGGUGCUCUCAAAUUUUAGUUCUUUGAGGCAAGAGGGAGCAACACGAAAGCAGUAUAUAGAGCAACUUAAGAUGGAUUUAGGAUCAUAUUAUGGUUACAAUGAGUUCCUUAUUUCUUCAUUGGUUGAGAUGUUUCCACCUGUUGAACUUAUGGAACUAAUUGAAGCUUUUGAAAAGCCUCGUCCAAUUACCCUUCGUACCAACACAUUAAAGACACGGAGACGAGACUUAGCUGGUGUCUUGUUGAAUAGAGGUAUCAACUUAGAUCCGCUAAGCAAGUGGUCAAAGGUUGGCUUGGUUGUUUAUGAUCAUCAAGUGCCAUAUGGUGCAACCCCAGAAUAUAUGGCUGGUCAUUACAUGGUGCAAAGUGCAAGCUCUUUUCUACCUGUAAUGGCUCUCGCUCCUCAGGAGAAGGAACGAGUUGUUGACAUGGCGGCCUCUCCUGGUGGUAAAACGACUUACAUUGCAGCUCUCAUGAAAAACACUGGUAUAAUUUACGCUAAUGAGAUGAAGGAGCAGAGGCUCACUAAACUAACAUCAAAUUUACAACGUUUGGGUGUGACAAACACUGUAGUAUGCAGCUAUGAUGGGAGGGAGCUCCCCAAGGUUUUGGGACAUAACACAGCUGAUAGGGUUUUAUUGGAUGCCCCUUGCAGUGGUACUGGGGUGAUAUCUAAAGAUGAAUCUGUCAAAACCUCUAAAAAUGCUGUUGAUGUACAGAACUGUUCGCGUCUACAGAAGGAACUAAUACUUGCAGCAAUUGAUAUGGUGGAUGCAAAUUCAAAAUCAGGGGGUUAUGUGGUUUACUCAACAUGCUCUAUGAUGGUUAUCGAGAAUGAAGAUGUUAUAGACUAUGCACUCAAGAAGAGGGAUGUGAAACUUGUGCCAUGUGGAUUAGACUUUGGUCGCCCAGGGUUUGUUCGCUUUAGGGAACGCCGAUUUCAUCCGUCUUUGGAAAAAACGAGACGUUUCUAUCCACACGUUCAUAACAUGGAUGGUUUUUUUGUCGCAAAGUUGAAGAAAAUGAGUAAUUCGAAGGGAGUUCCAGCAGCAGCUUCUGAAGUAGAAGAAGUGGUUGAAGAAGGUUCUGAGAUUGAACCUAGCACCACAGAGAAUCCUGAAGCGGAAAUUCCUAAGCCUCAGAGGAAAGAGAUGUUGAAAAAAGGGAAUAAAAGCUCAACAACAAAUAACGGUUCUCUUAAAAGAAAGAACGAAGAGAAACCUGCCCCCAAAGAGAAGAGGAAGAAAUUCAAACCUCUUCCUAGAGAAGAGAUCUCGAAGGCCAGGGAAGAUAAAAGACAAGCAUUGAGAGAAGCCAAGAAGAAAGCUACCACAAAAUCCGCAAGCAAGAAAGCUAGACCUGGGGUAUGAUCCGUUUUCGCACUUGCGUUAUCGUAUACAUGCUGCCCGGGCCAAAAUUUUCAGUAGCGCGUAUUCUUUACUGAAUUUGUUGUGUGAUCGUGUUGAUGGGAUAACAAAUCAUAGGUUUUUUGUGGCUCAAAAGGAGUUGCAACUGGAGGUUUUCUAGCAAAUCAUUUUCAACUGAGUCACAUUUUUGGUAGUAUCACUGUCAGACGGACUUUUUUUUUGUUUCUUGUUAUUUAUUUAUGAUAGAAGUUUAUAUUCAGGUUAUUGAUUUGAGUUUUUUUUGU
Cynara cardunculus var. scolymus (artichoke) is the source of this 2287-nucleotide messenger RNA. Its product is annotated as probable 28S rRNA (cytosine(4447)-C(5))-methyltransferase. Lineage: Eukaryota; Viridiplantae; Streptophyta; Magnoliopsida; Asterales; Asteraceae. Gene Ontology annotation, molecular function: RNA binding; rRNA (cytosine-C5-)-methyltransferase activity. The record is from RefSeq and is a predicted model, not a curated record. The coding region runs from base 162 to 2006 and encodes 614 amino acids. Gene Ontology annotation, biological process: rRNA base methylation; maturation of LSU-rRNA. Gene Ontology annotation, cellular component: nucleolus. The transcript has 18 exons.